GGCUUUGAGGUCAUCAUGAAGGUGGUGCUGUUUGAACUUUUGGUUGUCUGGCUGCUCGGAGCGCUGCACGCAGACAAAAACCCUCAACCUGAGCAGAUGGGACUCGGUGAAGAUGAGCAGCACGUGAGCAGAAGAUACGCUGAGUCGGCCAUAGCCAGCGAAAUCAGCAAAAUCAUGGAUUCAGUGGUGCAGAAGAACUUUGUUGAUUUCUUGCUCAAUCAGAGGGAGAAAAAAAGCAAGUAAGUCUCUAAAUGUUGAAGUAGAAGAAGUCACGCCA
Etheostoma cragini (Arkansas darter) is the source of this 277-nucleotide messenger RNA. RefSeq names its product gastric inhibitory polypeptide (gene gip). Gene Ontology annotation, molecular function: glucagon receptor binding; hormone activity. NCBI's taxonomy places the organism in Eukaryota, Metazoa, Chordata, Actinopteri, Perciformes, Percidae. Gene Ontology annotation, cellular component: extracellular region. Gene Ontology annotation, biological process: response to glucose; response to starvation; regulation of insulin secretion. Bases 16 to 243 code for a protein of 75 amino acids. The transcript has 2 exons. The record is from RefSeq and is a predicted model, not a curated record.